AUGUCUCUGCAGGAUACCGUGGAAACACAGGGCUCCGAUUGGAGCCAAGGUGCUGCCGAUGGGGCUGCCGAAGCCAUGAUCCUCGCACAUGCUGCAACAAAGGAUUUGAGUGCUUUUGCUGCCACCCAAGUGGACCCUACGACACCGCCUCGAUCGAACCCCAAGAGCCCUUCGGAAGCGAGUGAAGCCCUGAACGACCCAUCCACGAAGUCGCAAGAGGAAGCCCUGAACGGCCCAUCCACGAAGUCGCAGGAAGCCCAAUCCUCUAGUGCAUCCGCGACACCAGCUGGCCCCCAGCUGACUGAAGAGGCGAUGCUAUCGGCCAGAAAGGCUUACGCCACCCACUUUGGGCUGCUGCUGGAGAAUGUCACGCCUGAGAUGGUGAAUGCGGAUUCCAAUGGUGCUGUGCAUUGGGCUACGAAGGACCUCAAUCUUUCUGCAAGAGGGCCAACUGCUCAGGCCAUGGGCCGUGCUAUCAAGCACCAUCCUGACAUUAAGGAGAUGUACCAGACCUUGCUGGACUCGGAGAAGGUCAGAUUCAGACAGGCCUGGGCAGCCAGUCGCGACUGGCAGUUCAUCCACUCUGAACGAAGCACAGUGUCUUCGUAUCGCAAACGCAAGGAGGAACUGGGCACCUUUAAAACCCAGCUUCAACUGGAGAUGAUAUUGGGUGGAAGCGACAAAGAGGAGGCCAGGAUGCAGGCCAAGAGCUAUAUCAGCAUGUGCCUCCGAUCGGACCUGAAGGAGUACUGCUACAGCUGGAACUCCUGGCUCAAGGCCGACACCUACCUCUGGGUGGAGUCUUUGGUUGCUACCUCAAGCCAGACUGAAUGGAUCAACCGGGUCACCAUCCAGGCGACCGACAAUGUGGCUUCGUCCUGGAGCGAGACACUGGACUACUGCAAGGCGGUUCGGGCCUUCUCGUGCGAGAAGGAUGUAGCGAUUAAGGACAUUACGAAGGACAUGCUGGAGCAACACGAGCUGGGGCUCAAAGGGCUUGCCAAGCUCUACGAGACCCUGCCGAAUGCCAAGCCCCAGCCGGGCCGUGGAGACGGCACUUGCAAUGCCAAGCUGCCGCAUCCAGCUGCUGCCCCCGCUCCAUCCGCAGCAAAGGCGAAGGCCAAAGGCAAGGCUAAGUCUGCUGCAGGUGAAGGUGGUGAUGAUCCUAUGGGCUCGGCGCCAAAUGGCGGUCUGCCGCCAGAUGAUGUUGACGAGGAGAAGAACCCCGCUAAGAAAGCUAAGAAAUCUGCUCAGGCGAGUGGGACAGCCAAGAAGGAGCGGGAACUCAAGGAGUAUUUGGCUAUGGAGGCCCAGUCCGAUAACUCUAUGACUGCAGUGACUGCCGACAUGUCCAAAGACCCGGCUGCUUGGAGCUGGGCAAAGGAUUUUGUGCAUACGUACAAACUCCUGAGGACAGAGAUUGUGCAGUUGUAUGCAGACAACGAGUUUUUCAAAGAGGCCAAGGUGGCGGCUUUGUCAACAAAAGAAACCAGCCGCCUCCGCAAAACCUAUGGCAUCGACUACCACUCGAAGCUUUGUGAAUGGUGCUGUCAACUCGGCCCUAAGAUCCAGGGCAUGUAUGAGUGCACGACGAAGAUUCGACAGAUGGCAGAUGCUCACGCCAAUGCUAUGAUCCCGCCUUCGGUGAAAGCUCAGAAGAAGCCAAACGCUCGGCAUCCCAGGCAUCGCUGUAGAUCCUCAGCUUGGGUGUUGCCGUGA
This is a messenger RNA of Symbiodinium sp. CCMP2592, 1719 nucleotides long. NCBI's taxonomy places the organism in Eukaryota, Dinophyceae, Suessiales, Symbiodiniaceae. The record is from the annotation of a GenBank genome assembly.